Mizuhopecten yessoensis (Yesso scallop) is the source of this 2521-nucleotide messenger RNA. RefSeq names its product thrombospondin-2-like. The transcript is spliced from 3 exons. The record is from RefSeq and is a predicted model, not a curated record. The coding region runs from base 315 to 728 and encodes 137 amino acids. Lineage: Eukaryota; Metazoa; Mollusca; Bivalvia; Pectinida; Pectinidae.
UUGUAACGCUCUUAAGCAUCCUUGCUUGAGGGAAGACGUUCAUAUAAAACUAGGUUAUGUGUCAUAUGAUCAAUUUAUUUUUUGUCAAUAACAUGUGGUUUCAGCGGACACUCCGACCGAACAUGACAACAAAGCAGUAAAAUAACUUAAUCACGGUCACGAGACAAUCGAUGCAAAAUAUGAUAAAAACGUUAAAUCCAGCGUGACUAAUUAUAUUUGCCCUAACUGUAAGGGUGACACAUGUCUAAUAUAUUUAAAACAAAAAGUACGGACAUCAUCACACUCUCGCACGUGAAGGACUUGACAGUUGGACAAUGAAAAUGCAUUUGGUAGCAGUGAUAUUACUCGUGAUAUGCCUUGGUGUGGAGAUCCAAGGAAAGGAUAAACCUCGUCAAGCUCGUAAACCACAGAGGACAUGGAGUAAAUGGCUGAGGUGUACUGUGUCCUGUGGGAAAGGCUGGCAAUCUCGUUUAUGUCUAAAGGACAGAUCGUCAUGUAACGGUCGAAUGGCGCAAAGAAGGAUGUGUAACGUACAUCCAUGUCCAGUACCAGAAGAUGGCAGCUGGUCUGCAUGGCAGCCAUACGCCGACUGUGAGAGGUCAUCGACAGAUUACAAAUGCAUGGGUAUACAGGAGAGUAUACGGUUAUGCAAUUCCCCUGCCCCACAGCCUGGUGGGAAGUACUGUACUGGGUGUGAAACCAGGGUGAAACCUUGCUCGUUAUGCUAGUGUGGAACAAGGAAUACUGUCUAUAAUGACACAAAUUAAGUUACAAGACAUUUCACAAUGAGUAACCAUUUCUUUUUUACUUGAUGGUCGCUUGAAAAAUUUCAGAAGGGUGCAUGUCAUUACUCGUGAACAGCAGAAAAAUACUUUAAAACUUAUAUUCUCUAUAUUUGGCCAUGUUAUAAGGUUUGCAGGAAAAACGUAGUCUAAGGUAGAGGUAAAAUUAUACAUUGCUGGUUGGUUAUUGAACAACCACGAGAUGGAAACCUUUUCCUUGCAUAUUCUUAUCGUCAAUACUACGAACAAAUUAUUGCCGUUACACACCUGUAAUCUAUUAUCAUAAUCGCACAAGCUUCAUUCUGUAUACUUUACAUUAAAUAUUAUGAUUGAUUCACAUAAAAUAUUAUGAUUGAUUCACAAACGACUAUCGUAUCCAGUAGUUGGUCAGUUCUGACUGAUAUGUUUUGAAAAAACUGUAAGGUGCUCCUCCGCUCAAAAAAUCGCAUUCUUCAUUUGGCAUUUCAUUGUUUUAACUUUGGGAGACUAGAUAUACAAAUAGUAUAGUUUUCUAUGUUACCACUGCUGUUUGUGCACUAUUAUGGUUACCCACUAUUCUAGUAGAAAUAUGCAUCCGAUUGAACAAAGAUUGUUUCCCUAUGUCGUUAUUUUGUUUGCUUUUUUUCCCUUAAUCAUACAUAAAAUAAUCGUCAUGGACUCCAUGUCAGUAAUUCGAACUAUGAAAACCAUUCUCUUUAUAUGUUUUUGUCUUUUAUAUGCGCAGGGCAUUGAUGUUCUGAAGUGUAACAUUAGUAUGUCAUGUCAGUAUAAUGAUAAUUAGAAAGAAAUGCAGGCUUCUUAAGUAACACACAACCUGUAACGUGAAUACUUUCAAAUUAAUUUAACAAAAUAUAUUCGUUGCUUGCCAUUUCAACCAAAUUUGAACUAAUAUGCAAUCAGUCACAGAGAUCGACAAAAGACCACAUCUACUUUACACAUGGUCACAUUUAACCUUACAGAAGUGUAUGAGGAAGGUCACUUAAUUGCCAUGCAUACAAUCGACCUUUUUGAGAUAUUUUGUAAUUGAAUGCGACGAUCAAAAUCAAACGCAUGAACAAGUUGCUGCACUAGCUACGUAUGAAUAGUUUUUAUACAGUUUCUGUGUCAGUCAUAUACUUAACUUACAGUCAAUUGAUUAUUAUGAAAAAGACGUCAUGCAACCAUUUGGAUUGCAGUUGAUGUAUUUUGCUUCGUUUUGCCGAUUUUACACUUUUUAUGACCUAAUCGGCUAAAACAUACAAAGAACUAACGAACGAUACAAAGGCAGCUAGCUAUUCGUUAGGUGUCUUAUUACCAGCACUGUUAAUGUAUUACAAAGACUCGUAACUUACAAAUUGCAAACACAAAUGACAGUAUUAAUAGUGUAUUUAUUUAUCUAUCUUCACGUGGCAACUUGCAAGAAAUCUUAUCACAUACAAGGUGCAUAUGACCUCGGUGAAUAUGAAGCGACGAUGAUUUUAUGGUAUACUUUAUAUCUGUUCAUAUAUCUAACAUCGCUAGUAAAUCAGGCAGAUGUCUGCAACUGAUUAUUUAUUUUACCAUACCAUCGUGUUUCAACUAUUAUUGUUACUGUAGUAUAUCCUUCUAGAGACGUGCUGAAGGCCUUCAUUACAAAACAAAAAGUCUUAUCAGAUAUAAAUGGUAAACCUUCUUUGGCAAUUUGUUUUUAAUUUAUAUAAAUUUAAAUUUUUCUGAAUAUAUGUUUUGCAUUUACUAUGAUAAACAAUUUCAUACCAUGG